AAGGUAGGUCCUGUUAGGGGACCUAACACAGGUGCCUGAACUAGUUGGGGAUGCCAGAAGAUCUCAGGAAAGCAUCAUGCCUGAGAAACGGAGUCACCAUGGAUCCCUGAAUACUCAUAACCAAAUCCGUUCACGUUCCUCAAGAGCCCAGCUGCAGUUCCCCGUGAGCCGUGUAGACCGCUUUCUUCGCCAGGGUCACUAUGCCCAGAGAUUGGCCUCAAGUGCCCCUGUUUUCCUGGCUGCUGUACUGGAAUACCUAACUGCUGAGAUCCUGGAGCUGGCAGGCAAUGCUGCCCGAGACAAUAAGAAGACCCGCAUUGCCCCAUGCCACGUGCAGCUGGCUGUGCGCAACGAUGUAGAGCUGAACCAGCUCUUUGGCCAUGUCACCAUCUCACAGGGUGGAGUUCUGCCCCGCAUUCACCCAGAGCUGGUGCAGCCAGCAACCGGGGGCCGAAGUAGCCAGAGUCACGUUGGACGUAACCAUAACUAUUCAGUGAAGGCCAAGUAAGCCAGACUGGAGAGAGCCCAGAAACUUUGGGAGUAAAAACUUUUUCUCUGGGUCAUCACCCCACGAACCUAUUAAAAGAGAUUAAAUCCAAA
Messenger RNA from Monodelphis domestica (gray short-tailed opossum), 600 nucleotides. RefSeq names its product late histone H2A.3, gonadal-like. Gene Ontology annotation, cellular component: nucleosome. Lineage: Eukaryota; Metazoa; Chordata; Mammalia; Didelphimorphia; Didelphidae. The record is from RefSeq and is a predicted model, not a curated record. Gene Ontology annotation, molecular function: DNA binding; structural constituent of chromatin; protein heterodimerization activity.